GAGCAACGAUAAUUGAAAAUAUUUACCAUUAUGGCUUUUGGUUGAUUGAUGAUUAUUGCCCAUAAAAUCAUCUUUCUUAUCAUCAUAAUCAUCACGAUCAUAAUCAUAAACAUCGAUAUCAAGUACUUCCGUUAUCUAAAAUCAUUUGGCGGCAAAACAUUUGUUGUCAAACGGCAAUCUGAGCAACGACAACAACAAAUCGCCUAUAAUAAACAGCAAAUCGGUAAAUCAACAACAAAGAUGAAUCAAUCAAGCCGAAUCAGGAUUCCAACAUCUUUCACAUAUACACAAAUCAACAAUAAUCACCUAAAAUGUAUUUUGUCCAGUCGAUCCACAUUUGAUCCAAUGUUGUCAGAUCGAUAGGUUGGUUGGUUGGUUGAUUGUGUUUUUUAUUGAAAAGAAUUUCUUUUGAAAAUUUUUCACCUAUUUUCGUCCACACAG
Messenger RNA from Dermatophagoides pteronyssinus (European house dust mite), 441 nucleotides. RefSeq names its product CD151 antigen-like. The record is from RefSeq and is a predicted model, not a curated record. NCBI's taxonomy places the organism in Eukaryota, Metazoa, Arthropoda, Arachnida, Sarcoptiformes, Pyroglyphidae. Gene Ontology annotation, cellular component: plasma membrane.